Salvia splendens (bonfire salvia) is the source of this 1012-nucleotide messenger RNA. Its product is annotated as heavy metal-associated isoprenylated plant protein 5-like. The record is from RefSeq and is a predicted model, not a curated record. Lineage: Eukaryota; Viridiplantae; Streptophyta; Magnoliopsida; Lamiales; Lamiaceae. Bases 80 to 889 code for a protein of 269 amino acids. The transcript has 5 exons. Gene Ontology annotation, molecular function: metal ion binding.
CUCAGAGAUUGCCACCCUUCCUCUCUUCAGACAAAUAUUUACUCCCAAAAAAACCAGAAAAUCAUAAUUAUUGCAGCAAAUGGGCGAGAAGGUUGCAGAAAAGAAUGAAGGAGAGAAAAGAGUGGGUCCCAUCACGGUGGUGUUGAAGUUGGAUCUACAUUGCCAAGGCUGUGCCAAAAAAGUCAGACGCUCCGUUGCCCAUUUACAAGGUGUGGAGACGGUGAAGGCAGACUGUGACGCAAAGAGAUUGACUGUGACGGGAAAUGUGGACCCCCUUUGGCUCCGGGAAAAGCUUGAAAUCAAGACCAAGAAGAAGGUCGACCUUAUCUCUCCUCACCCCAACAACGCCGCCGCUGUCGGAGCUAAUCACAAGAUACCCCACCCUGUUGAUACUAACAGACCCAAAAAGGCUGUUGUUAGCACCGUGACAAUGAAAACCAAACUGCACUGUGACGAAUGCGCGGAUAAAAUCAAACGGAUUAUAAUUAAGAAUUUUGAUGGCAUUGAUUCACUAGCAACUGAUUUGCAAAGGUCUUUAAUAAUAGUGAUCGGAACGAUGGACGUGAAUGAUUUGGUUACAUAUCUAAGAGAGAAGCUAAAAAGAGGAGUAGAGAUUGUUACUCCAAAGAAGGCCGAUGGCGAAGUUGCAGCCGUGGACGGAGAACAAGAAAACAAAGGCAAGAAAAGCGACAUCGUUGGAGAAAGUGGUGCUAAGCAAAAAGAGGGUGGCGGCGCCGAAUCAAAACUAGUGGUUGCCGGCGGAGGCCAAACUAAGGUGGAGAAGAGCAAGAUGGAGUAUCAUAGUAGUUACAACCCACAAACGCACUAUGCCAUGCCGAUGGUGAUGCACAACCAAAAUUAUGGGCAUCAAGAUUAUAGCAAUAUGUGAUGAAUCGGCGAAUUUUUGAUGGUGAUGAAUGCAGGAAGAUGCAGAUCACGACACAGAGAUUUUACGUGGUUCGAUUUACUGAGGUAAAUCUACGUCCACGGGAAGAAAUGAGGGCAGAGUUGU